CGGUGCGCCUCGGCAGAGGUGCCGGGCCCCACUGCGCAGGCGCGGCGCUCCUGCUGGCGUGAUUCCUAUGCGGCGGUGGUAGCAGCCAGAAGCCUCCGGGAUGAGCACCGCCGAGGCAGACCGCUGGGCGUGGCUGCUGGUGCUCAGCUUUGUGUUUGGGUGCAACGUCCUUAGGAUCCUCCUCCCGUCCUUCUCCUCCUUCAUGUCCAGGGUGUUGCAGAAGGAUGCAGAGCAGGAGUCACAGAUGAGAGCAGAGAUCCAGGAUAUGAAGCAAGAGCUCUCCACGGUCAAUAUGAUGGAUGAAUUUGCCAGAUAUGCCAGGCUGGAAAGGAAGAUUAACAAGAUGACGGAUAAGCUCAAAACUCAUGUGAAAGCACGGACAGCUCAAUUAGCCAAGAUAAAAUGGGUUAUCAAUGUUGCUUUCUACAUACUACAGGCUGCUUUGAUGAUCUCACUCAUUUGGAAGUACUAUUCUGUCCCUGUAGCUGUUGUGCCAAGUAAAUGGAUAACCCCACUAGACCGCCUGGUAGCCUUUCCUACUAGAGUAGCAGGUGGUGUUGGAAUUACCUGUUGGAUUUUAGUCUGUAACAAAGUUGUGGCCAUUGUGCUUCAUCCUUUCAGCUGAAAAGGAAGAUAAAUGUGGCAAUGAGACUUUUAAAAAAUGGAGUUUCUUUUAUAUUAGGGUAAAAAUCUUAUUUAUGCUUUUUUUAAAACAAAAAUGUUAGAUUUUUGCUGUUGAAUAUGUUUGUUCUUGGACUUCAUGUGAGAUCCUUGUAAGAAUUAAGAUUUUCCUGUACUUGUCUUUGGGCCGGAAAGGUCAGUUUAUGACACAUGUAACUUUUUUUUUCACAAAAAUGUCUCAGUUUUAUUCCGGCGAUUUACAUCUUCCCUGCUUUUUUGCUGACCUGAGCCGGAAUGCAGAGGAUGUUGGGGUUUCCUCCAUGACUCUGGCCAGCACGUUGUCAAUAUAGUCUCCCAGCUCACAGACCUGAAAUUCCUUCUGACUUAUUGUUUCCUUCUGUUUGAGGACCAUCUGGAUCAGCUCAUCAUGGCUCAGCUGUGCGUAAGCAAAGGCAGGGUCCGAGGGGUUGUAUUUCUUCAUCACUGAUGAUGGUGGCAGUUCCGAAGCUGGAGUUAGCAGUCUUGGUGGCUGUUGUGUUCAUUGGCUUCGCAGGAUGAAGUCUAUGCUUGGCUGAGCCAGGGCCAGUACCUGGCUGAGCUGAGACUGGAUGUGUCUCUGAGGGCGAGACCCAUUCCAGAUCUGCAGGAAAUGUGUAACAUGGGAGUUGCACACUUUCGCACACUUUUGUCAUAUUUUGAUCAUAUCACCAACUGGAAAGUCAAAAUUUUGUAACAAGUGAAGGCAUAGUACUAUUCUUAAUGUGGUUUAGAAAGUAACUUGAUUUUAAUAUCACUAUUUGAAUUUGAAAAUCUGUUUUGUACUCUCGUGGAGUACACUUAAAAGAGUAAUUGACAUUGCUUGUGCUUCUUCCUCAGUCAGAAAUACUGUUGGACAGCUGUUUGUAUAGUGGUAUUUACUUAUUUGAUGCUGUCACUUUUUCAUGACUAGUUUAUAAAUGUAUUCUUGAGACUAUAAUUGUUUUAUGCUCAAAUUGUGUUAUGUAUGUAAAGCAUUUUAAAAUUCAGUGUAUUUUAUAAGCAUUUAAUAUUUAUGCUUUAUAGAAUGUAACAGCUAAAAAAAACAAAAA
Messenger RNA from Nycticebus coucang (slow loris), 1709 nucleotides. RefSeq names its product guided entry of tail-anchored proteins factor 1 (gene GET1). Gene Ontology annotation, biological process: tail-anchored membrane protein insertion into ER membrane. NCBI's taxonomy places the organism in Eukaryota, Metazoa, Chordata, Mammalia, Primates, Lorisidae. The transcript has 5 exons. The record is from RefSeq and is a predicted model, not a curated record. The coding region runs from base 101 to 625 and encodes 174 amino acids.